Venustampulla echinocandica is the source of this 798-nucleotide messenger RNA. RefSeq lists its product as uncharacterized. The coding region runs from base 1 to 798 and encodes 265 amino acids. The record is from RefSeq and is a predicted model, not a curated record. The transcript is spliced from 2 exons. Gene Ontology annotation, molecular function: deubiquitinase activity. NCBI's taxonomy places the organism in Eukaryota, Fungi, Ascomycota, Leotiomycetes, Helotiales, Pleuroascaceae. Gene Ontology annotation, biological process: protein deubiquitination.
AUGUCUAAAAAGAGCUCGCGAAGAAGUUACGGUGGCGGCCAUCGAUCAACCCUCUCCCUGCAGAAGACCGAGAUAAUCAUCAAUGUCUACGAUCUGUUGCCUCCUGGCAGAUUGGCCACCGUACUUUGGACGGUAGGCGCGUCGCUUUUACACUCGGGGAUUGUUAUAAAUGGCAAGGAAUACGCAUAUGGAGGUCAUGAUAAGCGGGGCAUGACUGGCGUGUACUGGACAAGACCAAAAGCAGAACCUCCUGGUGGGACGUUCAAGUGCGAGAUCUUACACGGCUUCACGGUAUCUCCUCAGGAGGAGAUAGAAGCCAGAAUCAAAGAAGCGUCCGAGGAGUUCCAAGGAACCUCCUAUAACCUACUCACGAAAAAUUGCAAUCAUUUCACCGCGUAUCUCUGCGAGAAACUUACGGGUCGGCCUGGCCCUACGUGGCUGAACCGCGCGGCGAGUAUUGGAGUUGCUUUGCCUUGUGUGGUACCGAAGGAAUGGAUCGCGCCGCCGGAUUUCGAGACGGCAGAUGGGGAAUUGGUGGAUGAGGACGAACAUGACUCUUCGCAUGAGCGGUCUAGGAUGUUGAGGGACGCGGAUUCAAGCCAUCAGAGAUACAGUUUUGACGAUCGGGAGGGAGUAGCGGAAGAGGAUGAGUGGGACAGUGAAGAGGAGAGGAGGAGAGGCGGAAACGGUAAGGGGAAAGGAAGGGCGCCUGCGAGGGAUACAUCUGGAAGAAUUGUGCCUCCUUCAGAAAGGGCUCCCACCACCAAGACGAAGAGACGGCCUGAUUCGUCAACGUGA